CGUCCCUGCUAAAUGUUUGCGUGUCAAUUUUCAUCAUAAUUAAAUAAAUGGAUUAAAAGUUAAAUUCGAGCAACAACAACAACACAAACAGCCACGCACAUGAAUCACCUCAGUAAUUUUUUAACGAACAAAAUAUCUGCAACCACCGCAAAUUUUUAAGAAAAAUAUGAAUUUAACGAGUCCAACGAGUGGCUUGGUGUCGCCGCAAGAACACUCGAGUCAUGGUCAGCAGGAACUCAGCGGUAGUCACAAUCCCUUCGAUGAUGGCCUGCAAGAUUUGAAUUUACCGGUGCCCGUACAGACCUUCUUGUGGGGACAAAUUGCACCGUUUAUCCGUCCGAAGUUGGGGAAAUUGCAUGAAGCCAGUUGUACGUUUUGUCAACAUGCACCAGGACAUCAUGAAUUGAAAGAAGCGUGCAAGUCAUUUGAGAAAGUUCUCGUGCAAAAUAUCUUGUUUGGGUUAUCGACUUCUAUGACAUCAGCUCUUCAGUCGAUUCCGCGAUGGAGAACUUUGCAAGCAGCUCUUCCGCAUUUAAUGCAUUCGGCAAGUGCUUUAUUGCACACGAGAGUAAAGGAUAUGCAUCAAUUAGGAGCAGCGGAAGUCAAACUGCUCUACACGUUGCACUGGUUAUUUUUGCAGGCAGCUGAUGAGUGCGAAGAUGAAUACGAUACGGACAAGAAACAAAAGCAACAGUAUUUGUUUUCAGUGCCAACUCUUACCUUAUUUAUCUAUUUAUUCGCUCCGAUUGCGCAUCACUUGAAAGAAUCAGACUUUCAAAAUUUUCGCCUAGAGAAUGGAGUUAAAUUUUGGCAAGGAAUGUGGGAGUUUAAGGCUCCUGGAGCUCCAUGUUUCACGGCACCUGUGAAGCCUAAAGCUCGUCAUUUGUUGAAUUCCGUUAGCUCUUCAACUUCAGCGGAAAUUAUUCCCGAAACUAACAGGAAACAGAGUCAGGAUCCCAUGAAUUCUCCUCCAAGUACUUUUUCCGAGACUCCCAAACAUGAUGAUGACGUUUCUUGGGUCUCAUCACCCAAAGAUUGCGUCUUUCCCGAAACAAUUCCCGAAGAAGCCUCCAGCAUCGAAGAGGAACGCGUCGUAAUGCUUCGUCUUCCUCCUGGGCCACAAAAUCAGGAUCCCUCGAUGUACAACAUUUCCGAUGCCAGUCUCUUGCAUCAAUCAAUGCCUCGAGUCUCGUCCCACACUCGUUUCGACUUUGAAAAGGCUCUUGAAAGAUCCGCGGAAAAAAUGAAACGCGAAGACUCGAAACCAAAAACAAGUUCGUCGACAGAAAAGGAAUCCAUCGAUACAGAACCGAAAUUUCCGCCAACCUCAAAGUUUGACGUGAAUGCUGCGACCUUUUUGGAUGUCGCUGUGCUUCGAUGUCUUUUUAUCUCGCACUGGCAGGAAGAUGGGGUUUAUUGGGCUUUGCAUUACUUGAAUAAUCGUUUGAGAGAAAUUAAUGAAGAAGCAACUUUGCCACCGUCGCAACCACGAAGACGUUCGAAUAGUUUGCCCAUACCACAAAUUGAGGUGUCACUGUAUCAAGGACCGGGAAAUACGAGCGAGAAAGGAAGUCCCAGUAAUAGUUCGGUGCCCAAGGAGUAUAUUGAGGUACCUGAGCCACCACCACAGCAGCUUGCAGAAGAAACUUCCACCUCCAAUCGUCGUGGCAGCGAGAAAAAACGUCGUGUCAAAAUGGCAGACUUACGAACUCUCAUCGAAACUCGUAUCCUGUCAAAAUCCGAUCGUGGUUUAGAAAAAAUCGGCGAAUCCAAUGGAAAUGCAAACAAAAAUCUCACCGAUCACACAGAUCAUCAUCGGAGUCUUGACACGAGCGAAAAACAACUUGCCAGAUCCGCAUCUCUCAUUUCGCGCGAACCACCGUCGAAUCUCAUCAAAGGCAAGAGCAUGCCAAGUUUGAGCAAUCUGCUUGAUACUGGGUUUCAUCGUUAUGUCGAGCCCCAAAGGAUCAUUCGGACCACUCCCCCCUCAGCAGAUCAGCGUCCCUUGUUGCCACGAAACCCAAUUAUCACAGUGACGGAACAUACGCCGACCCCAUCGCCCGAUUACAUUCGUCGUCAGGGCUCGUUUGACUCGCAAUUGGAUGUCUUAAGUACUGCGGGCAGCGUCAACUUCAAAGGACAAAUGUUGCGAUCGCAUACAGACUCGCACAUCGUUUAUUGCGGCUUGGAGGAGGCAGAAGCGCCAGGAUCGUCCUUUUAUAUCACGAAAGAGGGAGGCAUUGACUAUGAAAUUAUCCUGUUGGCGGUUUAUAAUGUCUUUAAGCGGGACAAUCACGUGUGUUCGUUGAGAGUUUUGGAAACGGGAUUGAACGUUUGUGAGUUGCUAUUGGAGCUGGGAGCACUGAAACUUGGAACGCAUGCACAUAAAUUGUCGAUGGGGAUUAUUAGGAAGGCACUUUUGCAUUUGGGGUGCCCGCAUGGAUGUAAUGAAGGAAUCCGUGGUCCUCCUGCCGAAUUCCUCCGUACACAAUGUCAUUCAAUCCUUUCACGACUUUUACGACAACUUUGCUCCCUUUCGAAGGCCUACUUACGAGCCAUGGUAAGAACCACACCACUUCCCGAACUGAUCGAUUUUUUCCAUGCAUUUGUUGGCUUUUGUGUGGAUCCGAGUUCAUUAUUGUCACCACUAACAUCUGAUUUGUCAUCUGGAAUCCCAGGCGGACAAGGUGGUUACACGACGAAUUUCGGCAGCGGCUUGAGCGGCAGUGCCGAAAGUCAGGUAAUUGCGGCGGUGUUUCGGGCGCUCGUCACGCGACUCGUCGACGCGAUUAAGGACUUGAAGGCGCCGGAAAAUAUGGGACUUUAUGCGGAUGUGCGGUCGUUGAUAACGUAUGUGAAGGGCGCGCAUGGCGGAACUUUUCGACGCGUGGCCUUAAGUGGCAUUUUGGCUGUUUGUAAUCGACCGCAUAUGAAACCGAUUGUCAAGCAGACGACACGUGUGAUACGUCAUCUUUCGCAGAGCGAAAUUCAGAUGUAUCGCGAAGAUGAAAGGAGUCAACGACGUUAUGUUUUGAAGAAACGCGCAUCAUCCGCUUGUCCAAGUUUCCUCGAAACCGAAGUAAUGGAGGAGCAUUUCUUCUCAAAAGACUCGCCCGGCAUCAUGAAACGCAAAGGAGCUCGUCCAAUUCUCACGCCGCGUCACAGCGAAAAGGCUCUUCUCUCGGAUUCGACUUCGAGCUCCGACAAGACUCAGACUGGUGGAAAAUUGAGUGGCAUUGUGCGAUGGUUCCGUGGAUCGAAAGACAAAAAAUCCUCCGUUGACAUCGAAACGGGAGCUUUUACGUCGGAAAUUAACACGUUUAGUCGCAAAAGUUCGAUGUGCACGACUCAGCAGCGCGGAAGACCGAAUGAUGGCAUUGGAAGAUCGUUGCAGAGAGCUCGAAGACGUGUCGAACGGAGAUUGGGACGAUUUGGCAUCGGAAAAGGGAAGAAAAAAGGAGCUAUGGGACAGGAUGAUACGUGUGGAAGUUAUUUCAGUCGUAAAAGCUCGUACGACACCGGAGAAGGUCCCCGCGAUUCCGAAGUUGUCGUCUUGAAAGAAAGAUUUUUGAUCCCAACUGAGCCGCUGCGUGAUGGAAUGCUUCGUUUCUCAUUUUUACUCGAAACUUGUGCUCCCGGAUCGAUUCCCGAUCCUCAGUUGAUCGCGGCAGUUCUUGAUUUGCCACAAGCACCCAUCAUCGCCCGUGCCACGAUCCUCAUCGAGUGUUCCCAUUACGUUCACUUGUGCAACAGAAACCAAUGGCCCAGCUGGAUGAAACACAAUUUGGCGAAUUUCCGCCCCUCAGCCCCAAACAUCGGUCAAAAUCAUCGCCAAUCGACGGCUCAAAACGCGCGUCGCAUUCACACUUUGCAACGUGGCGCCGGCAAAAUGUUCCAUCAAUGGGCCGAAGCAAUCGGACAUCGUCUCGAAGACUUGGUGAACAUCGAAAAAGCAUCUUUCGAACACAUGAACUCCGGCUUGACAGACAUCGAACGUCAAAAAUUGCUCGUGCAACAAGACGAGGAAGAGGACUUUUUGGACGACAUUUCGGUAAAUCCACGCGGAAAUGAUUGUCCUCCCGCACUGAAAUUGGUGGCUUGCAUCGUUUUGCUCGAAAUUACGGCAUUUUUGCGAGAAACGUACCAAACGAUCCCGAAAGCGUCGCGAAUGUCGACCAAAGAAAAGCUGGCGCCGUGGGAAAAAACUUACAAAGAAGCAAAUCGACGAUGGUCAAUGGCAUUGAGCUCCAUGGGACAUUCGCAGGCAUCGGCUCAGAGCUUGCAAUCCAUUGCUGGAGCUGAUGGACCAACAGAACGUAAAAUUUCGUUCGUUCUUCAUGAGCCGGAUAAUGAAUCUGAGGCAAGUAGCAAUACAACUCUCACGAUGCAAGGCGAGGAAUUGCAAUCAAGACGUCCCGUUGCCACAGUUCGACCGUUUUUGUUGCGACGAGGAACAGCAGUUGGCACGGGAGGAUCUUUCAAACGACGUUCUUUGAAGUUGCGACGCGGCACAAAAGGCGAAAAGGAACUGGAACAAGAAUAUUCCGUCAAACGAACUGAUUCAAUACAAUCACGACGAAAGGUCUCAUCACUCUCCGAUCGUAGCGACAACUCCGAAGCAGGUCAACACAGUGGCGGUGAAGAGUCUCCCGGUGUUUUAAGUGAUGAUCAGCCACCAGAGUCACCAAAUACGAAAGAAGAAAACGAUGACGCAGAUGACACUGGAAAAAAUUUCCCAUGGAUGAAGGCAGUCAUCGAAGUCUUAAAUUCUUUCAAUUUUUACUGUACUCAUCAAAAUUAUUGCCAUCCGUAUUGCUAUAGGAGACAUAUGCGAUCAGCAAGUCGGCUCAUUAAGGCAAUUCGAAAGGUGCACGGAGAGGAGUUUGGUCUCGUGCCGAAUGCAUAUUCAGCAAGUACGGAACAAGCAAAGAUGAGCGGAAGGCGGGAACGAACUUCGCGUGGCGGGCGGAAAGUUUCGGACCAAAGUUCGUCUCAAACGUCGCCCUCACGACGCAAAGACAGCAUGUCACGACGCGACAAAAUUAAUUUAGACGACGAUGGAGCGAGUGCUGCUUCGAUUUUAAAUCAAAAACCGGAAGUCAAAAAAUCCAAAGAAACUCCGUUGAUUUUGAAAUACAUCAAAAAUCACAUUCGCGACUUGUUUCACGUGCCAAUGGCGACAAUUCUCAAGGGAGCGGCGAUCAUGACGGAGGACCAAUUUGUCGAAGUGGUGCCAUCGGCAUGGGAAUUACUUCUAGAGCCAGAUCAAGAAUUGGCAGCUGCUUCAGCUUCCGUUUUCAUUUUGGGCUCGGUUCGUGCGCCAAGUUGCACCACGGAAAUCAUGCAAAAAGCCUUGAAGCACAAAGACCCGAACGUGCGAAUUGGCGCCAUUUUGCGAUAUCAAGUUUUGUGGAAGAGUCGCUUCCAGGUGUGGCCUCGAAUGGAAGAAGCGGCUCAUGUUUCGUUUAAGGUUCCGCCGCCCGGCAUCGAAUUUACACUUCCUUCGCCCAAAAUCGGGAUUGAAAGUUUGCCGGUUGUGGAUCCGCCGUGGAGUCCAAGACAGCAAAAUAUGGAAGUCACGUUGGAUCAGGAAAGGCAUCGAUCGUUGGUGACGGCGACGAAAACGAGGAAAAAGCAGCAAACAGAAGCGAUUAAACAUGCGAUUCAGUUGCAGGAAGACAAGCAGAGAGCGGAGAGGCAAAGUUUUCUGAUAACGACAAUUGCGAUUACGCAACAAGCUGCCCAUGCACCCGGAAUUGAUCAUAUGCCGGGCGAGGAUCAUCUGGAAGAAGAGGAAGAAGGUGCCCGUUCAGCAAUGCAUCUCCAUGCCGCCCACUCCUUGUUCCCAUCAUGUCUCUGUUCCUCCGUGAUGCUCAUCGUCAACUCCCUGGACGACGCGCAAGUCGGCAACGACGGUCAAUCCGUGUACGAAGUCGCUUACCAAGUCAUUUGGACUUGUCUCGUCGAAGAUUCUGCCCUUUUCCUUCGUUUUGUCCUGGAAAAAUUGACUCGCGAUCGUCAAGACCAAAUGUUCAAACUUUUGCGACAUCUCAUAAGAUUCGUUCCGCGACUUCCGCAGCAGGCAGCGUUCACGUUGUACAAUUAUUUGAUCGGCUAUGUGAUGUUUUACGUGCGUUCCAGUCACGAAAAUGGACUUCAAAUGGUCGGAUCAGCACUCUCGAUUAUUUGGAUGAUCGUUCAUAGCGUGCACGGCAUCAUGUUUAAGGACUUGAAGCAGAUUUUGCGGAAGGAACAGUGCGAUGCGUCGAUUUUAUUGACAGCGAAUGUGCCGUCGGCGAAGAAAAUUGUCGUGCAUGGACCAGAAGGCAAAGAUGAGUGCGGAAUUCCAUCACAAUUCCCGGUUCAAGAGGAUACGCAGUUCUUAGCGUUGCUCCGAGAGUCCUUGGACUUUUUUGGGAUCGAAGAAAAACUUCAUAACACGCAUUAUCUCGUCGAUUAUAAGACACAGCAAAUUCUGAACCCAAAUUGGUACGUUCGUGACUUGUACUUCUUCAAACGCUCCCAAUACCCGCAACUCCGUCUCGUGGAAAUGCGGCAAGACGAAGCUUUCCUGGCCCUUCAACGACAAGAGCUCCUGCGAAAAUUUGUGGAAAUCGGAAAAGUCCAUUUAACGUGGGCCAUUCUCAAAAAUGUCGACAUGGUCGUGCAACGCGUCGUAUUUUUGCACGAAGAACUGAUGAAACUUCCCUCAUUUCCGCGAAAAGCUCUCGAAGCGGACUUGGAUCUCUAUCAAGGCGGCGAAUUGGGCAAAGAACUCUUGGGCCUCGAUGUUCUCCACAAAUUCAUGUGGGUUCGUCUCAUCGCUCGCAUGUUCGAAGCCAUGGCGGGAAAUUUCGCGUAUUCGGCGGAUAUUCAGCUCUUCUUGAACGUCUUGUCGGGCGCUGCGUUACUUCAUUCCGAGGAUUCGUGCAUCAUGCGUUACGUGAUGGCGACUUUUAUCAAUGCCGCGUUUAAUUUUAAGAAUAUUUUCUCGACUUCGGGAUAUUUUAUGAUCAUGCCGACGUUGCUGCAAAUCUACUCGUUGCACCAAACGAACAAACUUGUGACCACAACGAUCGAAUAUGCCGUCAAGCAGUUUUAUUUGAUGAAUCGGAAGCCCUUUAUUUUGCAAAUGUUUGGCUCGGUGAGUUCCAUUUUGGACACAGAUGAGGACGGGUAUUACGGAGAAGCGCAUAAAGUGCAGUCGAGUUGCUUGUUUAACCUGCUUUUGAGUUUGGAGACACCGUCGCCGGAUCCAUUGAAUAUUGCUGAGUUGGUGAAGGAGCCAAAACCUUUGAAAGCGAUCGAUUUUUGUUAUCAUGAUGAAGAUGAGAUGGUUGGAGUUAUGGAUUGUAUCACUCUUUGUCAAAUGACUGUUUCUUACUCCGCUGAAAGUACUCGAGGAUAUCAAAUGUUGGUGAUUCUCGAGGCAAUUUUACCGUGUUACUUGCAACAAAUCCAAUCCACGAGUUAUGUACCGCUCGAGGGAAAGUGCGAACGUGACAUAAUUCUCCAGCUAGCGAUUUGUGUGAGGACUAUGGUGCACAAUUGUGAAGGCCUUGCCAAGAGCUACAACGGUCCAUAUCGCAACAGUCCCGAGCACAAAGGCUCAUCGCAGCGCAAUUGUAGUCGAGGUCCGCCAUGCUCUCCGGGGCUAGAUUUCGAAGAGGAAUCACAUUCAAAGUACGUCAGUGACAUGGGACGCACGAAAAUUAUGAUGGAAUCCGUCGAAGACUCGGAAAUGGUUCGAACGGAGUAUCGGAGACCGCGUGACGUGCUACUUUCGCUCGUUGGCGACUUUUUGAGUCGAUCAACGACACGUUUGGCGGAGCUGGGGAAGAAACCGGGUGCCGAUAACAAACCUGUGGAAAUUUUGGAUCAAAAGUGUCACAUGCGAUUGGCGGAUAUCGCGCAUUCGCUGCUGAAAGUCAGUCCGUAUGAUCCGGAAUCGAUGGCAUGUCGCGGAUUGCAAAAGUAUAUGCAAUGUGUGCUUCCGAGAGCGGAUUGGGGUGACGAAAAGAUGCGACCGUCGUUGAUAACGAUUUUGAGACGAUUGGACAAAGUUUUUAUCAAGAUAUCGAAAAAGCCGUCAAUCAGGCGCAACACCGACUGGGAAGCAGCUGCUGGUUUAUUAAAGGGAAUCCACGAAACGAUCGUUCGUUAUCCCUUCAUCCUGUUAUGGCAACAAGUCAAGACUCUUCUCGCGAAUUUAACGAAUCUCAUCAUCAACGAGCCCGGAACAGUGACGGAACCCGUAUCAAGUGCCGGCGCCGCGCUCAUGUCGCAACAUCCGCCUGCCUUUUUCUGUUCCACUGUCGUUCGCCUAAUCGCUUUACAACUCGUGUCACCCGUCGAAAGCUUCAGUUUGGAGCAAAUUUGUGGCGGUCAAGCGGAAUUCGCAUCCCAAGAAAAAGCCGAAGGGUACGUCAUGCACUUAAUUAUCCCGCUUUGCCUGAAAAUCUGCAGUGGGCGCGGCGUAAGCGACGUCGGCGAACUCAAACAAGUCGACAUUUCGUUUUUGGUGACUUCAAUUUUGAAUGCCAUGAGUCCGCCUGCGGGAAGAACGGCGCAGAUCCAAAGUAAUAGAGUUGGUCCGGAUAUUCGUGCGGGAUCUUUGACCUUUACGGGAUCCCGUGACGCCAAGAGACCCGCUAAAAUUGCAAAUUCUUUGUACCAAGCGGGAUUUUUGGCACUUAAAACGUUGAGUAUUUGCUUUGAGGCGCGUCUCGCGAACGAAUGGCCCCGAAUUGUGCGCGUUAUGAGGGAUUUGGGACGCAGGAAUGAAGCAGCGCCGGAGCUUUGGAACUUUUUGGAGUUCACCGUGACUCACAGGACGCCUCUUUAUCUGGUUCUGAUGCCUUUUAUCUUGCAUAAAAUCUAUCAUCCGCCAAUUGGGGACCACGAACGUCACAUGCAGUUCUUAAUUCGUGAGAGAAUUCGCGGGCAAAUGCCUCCGGGCGGCGUAAAAUCACGUGGCGCUAUUUUACUCGACUUGGCACGUGAGUUGCGUGAUUUGAAGGAAGAGUUGGAGGAACGACGUUACGAUCGGGAUGUCAUUGGUGAGACGCGGGACAAACGAGAGGUGUCUGUGAACAUCCCCACGAGCGAAAACACUUCGAAACAACGUCCUUCAUUGAUUUCUAUUCUCACGGGGCAAGGUCCACAAGCCACUGGAGGUCCCCAAUCAUCGGGAAUCACCCAAGAUUCACGCAGCGGAAGUGCCGGACAACAUACGCCAAGCGAUACUUUGUCCCAACACACCUUAAAUCCGCCCAAAGGCGAAUCCUUGUCCAGCAGCUCGACCACGACGAACAAAGAACCCGGCGUCGCAAGUGAAACGCAGUCCGCGACACCAACUCCAACCACUUCAACGACAAUUAUCGCCGCUUCUUCGUCCCAACCGAUGGGCGGAAGUGUCCCCCAUCUACCCUAUUCCUCGGCAAUGGCUUCUCACACGGGCGGCAAGGCCCAUCCGCCUCGAUUGCGAUUCGUUCAAAGUGUCGAAUUUCGACAUUCGAGCGGCGAACGUUCAAUCACGCCCCUUUCGCCCGAAAGUCCCGACGAAAGUUCCGGCGAAACGCAAAAACCGCACAGACUGCAACGUUCGAAGGCACAAAGUAGAAAAACGUUCCGCUUGAAACGAGGGCGCCCGAGUCAUCGUGAUCUCCCCCCAAGUGGGCAACUGUCGAAGGAAGCUCCGCCAUCGGUGUCUACGGCAACUAUCACGCCCGCAAGUAGUGGCACGAAUACAGCGACGGUUAGUCCGACGCCAGUUAUCAGCACGCCGCCAGCAUUGACAGUUGCUUCGAUUAAACCGGUGUCGGAUGUUUCGUGGGAUUCGGUCUCGCAAACGUCCUCGACAUCGGGGUAUCGUGAUAAUUAUAGUUUUCAGACGGGAUUUUUGUCGCCGGAUGAGAAAACGGGAUCGCAGCAGUCGUUGUUGAUGCUUUUUGAGGCACAAGAUGAAGACACGUUGAUUUAA
Messenger RNA from Culicoides brevitarsis, 9982 nucleotides. It is a transcript of the gene unc80, whose product is annotated as protein unc-80 homolog. Gene Ontology annotation, cellular component: axon; cation channel complex. Gene Ontology annotation, molecular function: monoatomic cation channel activity. Lineage: Eukaryota; Metazoa; Arthropoda; Insecta; Diptera; Ceratopogonidae. The record is from RefSeq and is a predicted model, not a curated record. Gene Ontology annotation, biological process: monoatomic cation homeostasis. The transcript has 27 exons. The coding region runs from base 167 to 9982 and encodes 3271 amino acids.